ACAAUUCUAACCAAAUAGUUAGAGGUUUUGAGUCUGCCGCUCGUAGUGUUACAUGCAUGUUUUUGGCUUUGGUCAGGAAGUUUUCUGUGUCUAUGAAAGGAGUAGUGUGUGUUUGAGUGUGUGCGUGUUUGUGAGCUGUUUGUUUGCCUGCCAUGCCCUUGCCUGCGCCUGAUGUCCCGGCCUCUCAGAGGCUGGCACUGGACUGUCGUACCCUUCUGGACCAUCGCGUUGGCAAGGGGGUUUGUGGUUGUUGUGGGGCGCUCAGGCCUCGGUACAAGAGACUGGUGGACAACAUCUUCCCAGAAGACCCAGAGGAUGGGCUGGUGAAGGCCAACAUGGAGAAGCUGACAUUCUACGCCCUGUCAGCUCCAGAGAAGCUCGACCGUAUCGGAGCCUACCUGUCUGAGAGAUUGUCGAGGGAUGUGGCUCGACACAGAUACGGGUAUGUGUGCAUAGCAAUGGAAGCGCUGGACCAGCUACUGAUGGCCUGCCACUGUCAGAGCAUCAACCUCUUCGUGGAGAGUUUCCUCAAGAUGGUGCGCAAGCUGCUAGAGUCGGACAAGCCCAGCCUGCAGAUCCUAGGGACCAACUCUUUUGUGAAGUUUGCCAACAUAGAAGAGGAUACACCAUCGUACCACCGCAGUUAUGACUUCUUCGUGUCGCGCUUCAGUGAAAUGUGCCACUCUAGCUACGAGGACCCAGACAUCCGCACCAAGAUCCGCAUGGCAGGAAUCAAAGGCCUGCAGGGUGUUGUGAGGAAGACUGUGAAUGAUGAGCUGCAGGCCAACAUCUGGGACCCUCAGCACAUGGACAAGAUCGUCCCUUCUCUGCUUUUCAACCUGCAGAGUGGAGAGCGUACAGAGAGCCGCUCCCCCUCUCCGCUGCAGGCGUCGGAGAAGGAGAAGGAAAGCCCGGUGGAGCUGACGGAGCGCUGCUUCAGGGAGCUCCUGGGACGAGCCGCCUAUGGCAACAUCAAGAACGCCGUCACGCCCGUGCUCAUGCACUUAGAUAACCACUCUCUAUGGGAGGGCAAGACCUUUGCAGUGCGUUGCUUCAAAAUCAUUAUGUACUCCAUCCAGUCCCAGCACUCUCACUUGGUAAUCCAGCAGCUUCUCGGUCACUUGGACGCUAACAGCAAAAAUUCAGCCACAGUGCGAGCUGGGAUAGUGGAAGUUUUGCUGGAGGCAGCUGCAAUUGCGGCCAGUGGCUCUGUAGGUCCCACAGUGUUGGAGGUGUUCAACACCCUACUGCGGCAGCUCCGUCUGAGCGUCGACUACGAGUUGACCGGCUCCUAUGAGGGCAGCACCAACAUCGGCACCAAGAUCAUCAAAGCUCACGAGGAGAGGCAGCUGCAGGAAGCUGUCAUCAGGACCAUCGGUUCAUUUGCCAACACUCUACCAACAUACCAGAGGUCAGAGGUCAUGCUCUUCAUUAUGGGCAAGAUCCCUGUCCCUGGGGUUCACCCAGCUCUGUCCUCCACAGGCUCGGGGCCCGAGGGUACCAGGAUGAUCCAGGUUAUGCUACUGAAGUCCUUGGUUCAAGUGACGGCAGGUUUCCAGACCACCAACAUGCUGACAGCAUUGCCCAGCUCUUUCCUGGAGCCUCUGCUGUCCUUCUCUCUAACAGAGGAUCCAGAGAUCCGGCUGCUGGUGCUCCAAAUCCUUCUCAGUCUCAUCGACAGACACGACAACACACCCAAGUUCUCCAACAUAAGCAUCAUCUCAGACAUCUCUGUGCUCAAGCUCAAAGUCGACAAGUGUUCCAGACAGGACAACUUGUUCAUGAAAAAGCAUGGCCAGCAGUUGUAUCGACACAUAUACUUGGGCUGUAAGGAGCAGAGCAGCGGUCGGCAGCACUACGAGACCCUCUUCGCUCUGUUGGGUCUUCUCAGCGUGGAGCUGGCCAACGAAGAGGUGGUGGUGGACCUCAUUCGUCUGGCACUCGCCUUGCAGGACCUGGCUCUGUCAACUGACGAGGCUCUGCCUGUUUUUAACCGCUGUGCUGUUCACGCACUCGCCGCUGCCUACCUCAACCUCAUCUGCCAGCUCACCACCGUCCCAGCCUUCUGCCAACACAUACAUGAGGUAAUAGAGGUGCGACAGAAAGAAAGCACCUACCUUUUGCCUGAGGAUGUCUUCAUUGAUAAUCCCAAGCUGCCUUCUUCACUGGAGAAGGUAGAUGGGGGUGUUUUGUUCCUCCAGUCGAAGAUCACUGAGGUGCUUGGAGGGAGUGGUUAUAACACAGAGAGACUGGCUACGCCUUACGUUCCUCAGUACACUGACGAGGACCGUCUGUCCAAGAGGAAAAGCAUUGGGGAGACCAUCUCGCUGCAGGUGGAGGUUGAGUCCCGAAACAGUCCAGAGAAAGAGGAGAGGACACCCGCAGAGGAGAUCACAUUUGAAACACUGAAAAAUGCCAUCGUGGACAGUGUGGGUAUGGAGGAGCAGGAGAGGGAGCGGAGGAGACAAGUGGUGGAGAAGUUUCAGAAGGCCCCGUUUGAGGAGAUCGCUGCCCACUGCGGUGCCAGGGCCACACUACUGCAGAGCAAACUCAAUCAGAUCUUCGAGAUUACAAUCAGGCCUCCGCCCAGCCCAUCUGGAACCAUUUCAUCAGGUUACGGCCAAACCCAGAGUCGAUCUGUCCCCAUCUACGAGAUGAAGUUCCCUGACCUUUGCGUGUACUAGACCAGAAAAGUCACAGAACUAUUUAAACAUCUGAGUACAGGAAGAGGAUUUUUCUUUUCUUUUUUUCAGGGUGGGAAGGGGGCAACCGGUCGUCACUGUAACACUGUAAAAACAUCUCGACCAUAGAAUCAAACAACCACAGCGGAGGAAUUGACAGUUGUUUGAAACCGGCAAAAAAAAAAACGAGCUGCUUGUUGAUUAGCUGUCUGAAACAAUUCUUUCGCCCUGUGAUCACGGCCAAAAAAACAAGCUGGCUAAUGUCAAUAAGCGCAUUAGUACAAAUAAACUUUUAACUCACUCAUUCCCCUUAGUCUGUGGAAACUCCACCGGUUGGAUUUUCAGAGUAGAAAUUGCCAAGAACUGUGAGGAAGGAGUUAGCGACAGGCAGGCUGGAAGUUAUUUCAUUGGCUUUGAAAUUGCAUGUUCUGUAAACUGGACGUUUCUGAUAGCACUGCGAGUCUUUUGACCUGUUUGUCCCUUACAGGGUGCCAUACUACCCCUGAUCACAGGAUUCGAUUGAUCAGUAUUGCUUGUUUGUCAUUUUACGUUUUAAUUGUUAUAAUGAUUUUAUGGCCUGGACGGGUGUUGUCUGUUUAAAUGAACUUUGUCAGUACAUUUUUGUGUCUUGUCUGAUUGAAAUAUGAAUAGAUAUAUUCCUUACAAUCUCCCGUGUUGCUCUUGAACGUCUUGUCUUUAGUGUCUAAUGCUUUACUGUUUUUUUUGUUUUGCCUUUUUAGUGUUAGCCAAAAGUGCUUUUAAGUAAUUUAUUUUCUGUACUUAGUUUAUUUUUCUUUAUAAUAAUUAUUAUUGUUUUUAGCCGUGGUUUAAAUGAAAGAUGGCUGUCGAUCUGUGUGCUAUGCUCCCAAAGUGAGUGUGCCUUACAGGUGACUCAAGUUUAAAACACACACACUGCACCACAGUCACGUUGUCCACGCUAAACUUGUAGACGUGUUCAGCGUGACGUUUGCCAGAUCAAACACUAGAAGAUAAUUAAGGAUCUUUUAUUUUUCUCCUUUCCAUAUAAAUGUGUAUAUACAGAGAAAUAUAUUAGUCUUUAAGAUGAUGUACAGAGUAGGGAUGUUUUUGUGUGUGUACAUAUACUGUAUAUUCUAAUUUUAGACUGCCACUGCACUGAUUGUGUCUGUAGAUAAAGGAAGGAGCUACUUAGUUAGUAUUUAGAUACUUUUGUUAAAGUCUCGCAGUCGAAUAAGUAACAAGCGACACGUGAAAUCAAAAACGACAAGGGUCCGAACAACCCACGGUAGAAAUCUGCAUCGUCUCAAGGCCAGUAGAUCACACUAGUGAGAUGUAAAUGUGUCCUGCUGAAGUAUUAAAAAGCCCAUUUGAUAGAAUGUUUCUGACUUUUGAGACCGGUUUUAGCGCCACAGUAACGACCUGUAUUAUCAACACACCCAGAAUCUUUCUGAAAGCGAGUCUGCACGCUCGAGGGCUGUGCAUCCGUCUCGUUUGGUGAGAUUUAAACUAGUCUAAAAGCCAUUUUUUUUGGUGCAUGUGUGCAUACGCACACGCACACAGGUAUGAAAACAGAGUAUAAUGGCAAUAAUUUGGCACUCGCCUAGCUAACACGGCCCCAACCGUUGGUAGCACAUCCUUUUAUGUGUUUUUUAAAUUGUACCUUCUGUUGUUGUGGUGGUGCUGUGAUGGGUCAGUUUUGUGAUGCUGUUAAGAGGCCGCCGUCCCUCCCCGCUCCUGCGCUUUCUGUGACUUAAUUGCAUCAGGCGUGAAACACGUUGCAGCCCUUUUGUUUAACAACAAAGUCCAAUUUGUCCCAGAUUGUCACGUGUUACAGUCCUCUGUAUGUAUAUUUAUGUCCACACAUGCCCGUGUCUCAGAUUGUCUGCGCUUUUUGUCAGUGCAGAUGUGUGUGUGUGAGUGUGUCUAAAUGGAUAUUCAUGCAGAUGUGUCUUUAUCGUCAUUUACCCAAGACCAAACUCUUCAAACUCAGUUUACAGUUUUCGUCCAGUCCUCCACGUCGGUGAAGAGCAAGCUUUCAAAGAGCAAUGUGCAGCUGUCUAAACCUUCCAGUGACACCUUGUAAAAUUGUCUUUUCAGCAUCUUGCAACUUUGCAGUGAAGACCUGUAAAUCUACCAGUGUGCUUGUUGUCAUUGCAUAGCGUAAAAUGUAAUACUAACUGGCAGUAAUCCAAUACAAUUACUUUUGUCAUUACAUGUCUGGUUAAUAGAUCUGUUUACAAUGUAGUGCUGUAGGUCAAAUCCAUACAUUCUGUGAACUUUGCACUUUAAAAACUGGAUUACCUAGUGACAAAGGCAGCUUUUACAUGGAGAAAAUGCCUUAUGAGUGUCAUACCUGACUUUGCAUGCUAGUGAUGUUGCUGUGUUGUACAAUAAAUUUCUCUGUAACCACAAA
Larimichthys crocea (large yellow croaker) is the source of this 5073-nucleotide messenger RNA. RefSeq names its product EFR3 homolog Bb (S. cerevisiae) (gene efr3bb). Gene Ontology annotation, cellular component: plasma membrane. The transcript is spliced from 23 exons. The record is from RefSeq and is a predicted model, not a curated record. NCBI's taxonomy places the organism in Eukaryota, Metazoa, Chordata, Actinopteri, Sciaenidae. Gene Ontology annotation, biological process: protein localization to plasma membrane. The coding region runs from base 153 to 2684 and encodes 843 amino acids.